Messenger RNA from Heterobilharzia americana, 648 nucleotides. Lineage: Eukaryota; Metazoa; Platyhelminthes; Trematoda; Strigeidida; Schistosomatidae. The record is from the annotation of a GenBank genome assembly.
AUGCUAAACGUAGAUGUAGUAGACGCUAUGGACGAGGUUAUGUAUCAACUUGGUUUGGACAUAGAAGAACUGGAAGAAAUGGAGUGUGAUGCAGGACUUGGCAACGGUGGUCUUGGUCGAUUGGCUGCCUGCUUUCUUGACUCGAUGGCUACAAUUGGUCUAGCAGCCUAUGGUUACGGAAUACGCUAUGAAAAUGGUGCUUUUCAUCAGAAGAUUAAAGAUGGAUGGCAGGUUGAGGAACCAGACGAAUGGUUACUCUACGGGAAUCCAUGGGAAAAAGAACGUCCUGAAAGUACUCGAACGGUUAAUUUUUAUGGUAAAAUUGUACGGAAUAACCUAGGUUAUUGUGAAUGGAUUGACACUGAAGCAGUAUGUGCGAUACCAUUUGAGGUUCCGAUACCUGGAUACCAUACUAACACAUGCAAUACACUCAGACUAUGGGCAGCUAAAGGAAAAAAGUACUUUGAUAAAAAAAUCCAAAAUAGCAAUGACUACAUAAACGCUAUAUUUGAGCGUAACCAAGCUGAACAUAUUUCUCGUGUUCUUUAUCCUAUUGAUCAUGCAUUUGAAGGUAAAGAAUUACAAUUAAAACAAGAGUACUUCUUGUUUCUGCUACCCUGCAGGACAUUUUGUGUCAGUUUAAGUUAG